AAAAAAAGAUCCAACACGUUACAACUUACACGACGGAUUAUGAAUUAUAUCAUCAAAGGUAUAAAAGCAUAUUAGAUUCAUGAAUUCCGGAAUCAAAAGAUUUAUUACCAGAGUUUCUGAAACUCGAAAAACCCUCAAUUAAAAAUUUUCCCCCAAAUUCUCUCUCCUCAAUUUCAUGUCCAUCUUGCCCUCACAGACUCAUCAAGGUUCAGCAUCAUCGACUUCCUCUUUCUCUACUCAAAACCCUAAUCUCAAUCAUGGAUUCUCCAUUGAAGAAGAUCAGUUGUAUCAUCACCACCGACAUAUUUCUCUCUCCUCUCUGCAGACUCCACCACUCGAUUCGCUUCGGAUCUCCGACCCCCAAUCUUCAGCUUCUGCCACGUCUGAUUCAGCUUCAGGUUCAGUGGUUGAAACAGCAGCAAAUUCUAAUGGAUCUUCCAAAAAGGUGAUUGGUUAUGGGAGCUCAAAUGGGAAGAAGACUUCACCUAAUCACAGCAUCAACAGUAGAAAUCAAUCAAACUCUGUUGCUCAAGUAGGAAUUGGGUCUUCCCAAUCCAGUGGGGAAGUUUCUGGUUCUCCGCCAAGUGGUAGAGCAAGUGGUUCUGCGCGAAGAAGGUAUCAAACUGUGAGUGGUAAUCACUUGCUGAAUUUUCAGUAUAAUCCAAUUUCGCGUACUCAAUCAAGGGGUCCUCCAUUGAAAAAGCCUCAGAAGAAUAAGCCUUACAACAAGGAUCUUUUCCUCCAGGCCAACUACAAAUUUGUUGUAUUAGAUUCUGGGAGCUAUACUAUUGAUUCUAUGGAUCCUGAUAAAUUGCUACAGUGGGAGGAUAUAAUAUGUGUGAGAUACUCAACUCCACAACCAAUUCAAUGUCCAAUUUGUUUGGAUACACCUCUAUGCCCACAGAUCACUUCUUGUGGACAUAUAUUUUGUUUUCCAUGUAUCUUGCAGUACUUACUUAUGGGAGAGGAGAAUCAUAAAGCAGAAUGCUGGAGAAAGUGCCCACUCUGUUUCAUGAUGAUAUCUUCAAGGGAUUUGUAUACCAUCUAUCUUGAAAAUGUUAAGGAGCACAAUAUUGGUGAUGCUCUAGAAUUCAUGCUUUUAACUCGGAGAAAAGACUCAUUUUCACUACACGAUAAGCUCAAAGGAGGGACGAAUACCAAAUCAUGUGAUUCAUUUUCAAAGUUCACACUUACUCUGGACGUGGAUCUCUCUGUUAGAGAAGCUAUCUCAGCACUGGAUAAUUGGAUAGCACGAGCUCAUUCUGGGCUUGUUGAUGACUUGGAGAAGCUUCCAUAUGUUUGUGUUGCUAUGGAACAUUUGAAGCAAAGGAAAAAAUAUUGGAAUGCGCGUCGAGGUUCUGGAAGCAGCAAAUCCUCUGAAUAUAUUGAUCGUGAGACUGUGGAUAAUGCAAAUCCUAACUGCAUAGCUGCUGAGGUUGGGCAGGGAACUUUGUCUCCUGCUAAGUAUGACCCAGGCAAGGGGGCAGACAAUGUAUUGGUAGAUGAAGUGCACGGUGGUGCUUGUUUAGUUCAGUCUUCAGACACUGAUGAAUCACUGGAAGGACAUGACAGGUCCCUGUCGUCUUCAUAUGAUGAAAGCAAGACCUUGCCUAUUCCACUGGAUGCAUCUGGAGACACCAAGGAGAAGGAGUCAUACAAUUUCUACCAGGCAGUUGAUGGUCAGCCUACUAUUCUUCAUCCACUAAACCUGAAGUGUCUUUUGCACCAUUAUGGUAGCUAUGAUCUGCUUCCUGCAAGAGUGAGUGGAAAAGUUUUACAAUUAGAGUCUGUGACUCAGUCUGAGGCUAUGAGGAGGCGCUAUCGUUACUUGAGCCAUUUUCCUUUGACAACCACGUUUCAGCUAUGUGAAAUUGACUUAAGAGAGAUUGUGCCUGCUGAAGCAUUGACUCCUUUCAUGGAUGAAUUGAAGAAGCGUGAGAAGCAGAGAAAGCGGCUUGCUAAACAGGAACAGGAGGAUAAAAUCAAAGCAGAAGCUGUUGCGGCAUAUUCCCUACCUGUUCCAUAUAACUUUAUACAAGCUUCCUAUGAUGGCCCACCUACUUUCUGCAUGGAUGACUUUGAAGCUCUUGGAAGCCCUGCCACAACAGUGGCAUCAAGCCCUCCAGCCCAAGGACGGCAAUUAUUCUCCAGUGUUACACGGCUGGGUUUUGCAGCCGGGUGUGAUUCUCCUUCCUUGAUUAUUCAGGAAACCGCACCCGAGGCUAAUUCCACAAGAACGCCUUCUUCUUCUGGUUUCAAUGGAUUUGGUGCUUGUGUAGAGUCAACAAAUCAAGGUGUGCGCUCAUUUGCAAAUGUGAUAUCCCGGGAUAGUGUAGAUACAAAUACACCACGCAAGACAAACGAAGCUGGGAAGAAGGGGAAGAAACCAAGUCGUGUGCUCCUGUCUACAGCUGGUGGUCGCCGCUAUUAGGAAUUUGCUUGCUCCCCUGCCCUGUCUCCCGUCCUUGUCUUUAUGUAUAUGGAUGGAGUGGCUUCUAGCUUUGUAGUGGUGACUAAAAAUUGAGGCAAGAGAAGAUGGUUAGGAAAUGUCUACAUGUACCUGUUUUGUGUGAAUGGAACAAAAAGCUUAUCCAUUGAAUGGAUGCUGUGUGAAAUGUAUUCUUGUAACUAAAGCUUGACUAUCAAUGUGUUGGUGUAAAUUCAGUCAUACUGAAAUACUGCAAGCCUGUUGUAAUUGUUUCUUUCUAAAAUUUCCUUCUAUCAUACUUUCUCACCAUUGUAAGAAAAGUAAGGCUAUUUGGAGAAUGGUUUUCUACUAUCAGGAAUCUAGUAAAUAUCUUCUUGGCCUA
Beta vulgaris subsp. vulgaris (sugar beet) is the source of this 2810-nucleotide messenger RNA. RefSeq lists its product as uncharacterized. Gene Ontology annotation, biological process: positive regulation of transcription by RNA polymerase II. Gene Ontology annotation, molecular function: transcription cis-regulatory region binding; metal ion binding. The coding region runs from base 176 to 2431 and encodes 751 amino acids. The transcript is spliced from 9 exons. The record is from RefSeq and is a predicted model, not a curated record. NCBI's taxonomy places the organism in Eukaryota, Viridiplantae, Streptophyta, Magnoliopsida, Caryophyllales, Amaranthaceae.